Molecule: messenger RNA, 1264 nt
Organism: Pan troglodytes (chimpanzee)
Lineage: Eukaryota; Metazoa; Chordata; Mammalia; Primates; Hominidae
Gene: CTU1
Product: cytosolic thiouridylase subunit 1
Exons: 3
Coding region: 135-1181 (348 amino acids)
Biological process (GO): tRNA wobble position uridine thiolation
Cellular component (GO): cytosolic tRNA wobble base thiouridylase complex; mitochondrion
Molecular function (GO): tRNA binding
Source: RefSeq, a predicted model, not a curated record
UUCUAGGCAAGAAAGCCCCAAGACCUUGUAGGAGUGGUAGUCUCGGAGUCACUUCCGUGCCAGGCUUCCGCGUGGUGGGCAGUGUGGGCAUCCCAGCACUGAGUUCUGCCCGGGAGAAGCCGACCCCUCCCGCAAUGCCCGCCCCGCCUUGCGCCUCCUGCCAUGCUGCACGUGCCGCCCUCCGCCGUCCGCUCUCGGGCCAAGCGCUGUGCGGUGCCUGCUUCUGCGCCGCCUUCGAGGCCGAGGUGCUGCACACGGUGCUCGCCGGCCGCCUGCUGCCGCCCGGCGCGGUGGUGGCCGUGGGCGCCUCGGGCGGCAAGGACUCCACGGUGCUGGCGCACGUGCUGCGCGCGCUGGCGCCGCGCCUGGGCAUCUCACUGCAGCUCGUGGCCGUCGAUGAGGGCAUCGGUGGCUACCGGGACGCGGCGCUGGCGGCCGUGCGGCGCCAGGCGGCGCGCUGGGAGCUGCCGCUCACGGUCGUGGCCUACGAAGACCUCUUUGGGGGCUGGACGAUGGACGCCGUGGCCCGCAGCACAGCCGGCUCCGGCCGCAGCCGCUCCUGCUGCACCUUCUGUGGAGUGCUGCGGCGCCGGGCGCUGGAGGAAGGAGCGCGCCGCGUGGGAGCCACGCACAUCGUGACAGGUCACAACGCCGACGACAUGGCGGAGACCGUGCUCAUGAACUUCCUACGGGGCGACGCGGGGCGGCUGGCCCGGGGCGGGGGCCUGGGCUCUCCCGGCGAGGGGGGCGCCCUGCCGCGCUGCCGCCCGCUGCAGUUCGCCUCGCAGAAGGAGGUGGUGCUGUACGCGCACUUCCGCCGCCUCGACUACUUCUCCGAGGAGUGCGUCUACGCGCCCGAGGCCUUCCGCGGCCACGCCCGGGACCUGCUCAAGCGCCUGGAGGCUGCGCGGCCGUCGGCGGUGCUGGACCUCGUGCACUCGGCCGAGCGCCUGGCGCUGGCCCCGGCCGCGCGGCCCCCGCGCCCCGGCGCCUGCUCCCGCUGUGGGGCGCUGGCCAGCCGCACGCUCUGCCAGGCCUGCGCGCUCCUGGACGGCCUGAACCGCGGCCGGCCCCGCCUGGCCAUCGGCAAGGGCCGCCGGGGUCUGGACGAGGAGGCGACGCCGGGGACGCCCGGGGAUCCGGCCCGGCCCCCCGCCUCCAAGGCCGUCCCCACCUUCUAGCGACUUCGGGCCUCCCGCCGGGAUCUGAUGCCGCGGGGUGGGGGCUGCCUGUAAAUGACACUGUGAAUAAACCCGUUACCUUA